This is a messenger RNA of Chaetura pelagica (chimney swift), 897 nucleotides long. Its product is annotated as histone-lysine N-methyltransferase SETMAR. Bases 1 to 897 code for a protein of 298 amino acids. Gene Ontology annotation, molecular function: protein binding; histone H3K9 methyltransferase activity; zinc ion binding. NCBI's taxonomy places the organism in Eukaryota, Metazoa, Chordata, Aves, Apodiformes, Apodidae. Gene Ontology annotation, cellular component: nucleus. The record is from RefSeq and is a predicted model, not a curated record. The transcript has 3 exons.
AUGGAGGCGCUGUUUGAGAGCAUCACUCCACAGUGCACAUUCAUGAAGAAAUUGCAGAUGGAAGCUAUAAACGCUUCUGAGGAGGAGCCUGUGGCUGAGUACAGCCCAGACAACGUGGCUGGAGCAGAUGGCAGCAUUGACCCCACUGAGAUCACCUUUCCAGGAUGUUCUUGUCGCAGCAGCUCCUGCGUGGCUCAGGUGUGCUCCUGUCUUGCCCAUGGUGAGAACUACAGCAGCUUGUGCCUCAGGCCUACAGGCACAGAGCAGGGGUACUCCCGGCCCGUCUUCGAGUGCAACACCCUGUGCCAGUGUCAGGACUCCUGUCAGAACAGGGUUGUGCAGAGGGGCCUGCAGUUCAGGCUGGAGGUUUUCCAGACUGAGAAGAAAGGGUGGGGUCUUCGUACUCUGGAAUUCAUAGCUCAAGGAAGAUUUGUUUGUGAGUAUGCUGGUGAAGUUCUAGGCUUUCAGGAGGCACGGAGAAGAACUCAGGCCCAGACACCACAGGAUUCCAACUACAUCAUAGCAGUGAGGGAGCACCUGCACAGUGGUGAGAUAAUGGAGACAUUUGUUGACCCAACCUACAUUGGUAACGUGGGCAGGUUCCUGAAUCAUUCUUGUGAGCCAAAUUUAUUUAUGGUGCCAGUUCGAGUUGACUCAAUGGUGCCUAAACUGGCACUUUUUGCAGCCACUGAUAUUUCUGCUGGAGAGGAACUGUCAUUUGAUUAUUCUGGAAGAUUCCAUAAUUUACCAAUAAGUAACAGAGAACAAAACUCUUCAGAGGAAGAUAGCAGACUGAGAAAACCUUGCUACUGUGGUUCCCCCACAUGUGCUUCCUUCUUACCUUGGGACAGCUCCCUCUUUUCCUCACUGGACACUUGCUCAGGGAGCUCUCUAUAG